Molecule: messenger RNA, 1125 nt
Organism: Rasamsonia emersonii CBS 393.64
Lineage: Eukaryota; Fungi; Ascomycota; Eurotiomycetes; Eurotiales; Trichocomaceae
Product: Acyl-CoA hydrolase
Exons: 4
Coding region: 1-1125 (374 amino acids)
Biological process (GO): acyl-CoA metabolic process; fatty acid catabolic process
Cellular component (GO): peroxisomal matrix
Molecular function (GO): fatty acyl-CoA hydrolase activity
Source: RefSeq, a predicted model, not a curated record
AUGGCGAAGAGAGUCACCCUCUUCGAGCCCCCGCCGCUGGACGCCUCCAAGGCGCCGAUUGAGAAUGUCCUCGAGCUGACGCCCGUGUUGGACAUUGGGCCGGACGUCUUCACGAAUACGCGCCCCCUCUGGCAUCCCCCCGGCGCGCGCGGCAUCUACGGCGGCGCCGCCAUCGCCCAGUCCCUGUCCGCCGCCCAGCGCACCGUGCCCAGCGAUUUCACCGUCCAUAGCAUGCACUGCUACUUCGUCCUCGCCGGCGACUCGGAGAUCCCCAUCGUCUAUCAUGUCGAGCGCGUGCGCGACGGCAGGAGCUUUGCGACCCGCACCGUUCAGGCCCGGCAGCGCGGCCGGCCCAUCUUCACCACUACGCUCAGCUUCAGUCGCGAGGACAGUGGGGGGAAGAAGAAACUCGAGCAUGCCGCGCGCAUGCCGACUGUUCCUCCUCCGCAGGAGACGCCUCCCACGCCGGGACGGGAACACCGCAGUCCGUUUGAGUCGCAGAAGGUGGGAAUCGUGAAUGGAUCGAGUCACCCCGAAGACAAACGCAUCAGACAGUGGAUCCGCGCGCGAGGCCGGAUCUCUGCUGCCGGAGGCCACCAGGCCCAUCUGUCGGCGCUCGCGUACAUGACCGACAGCUACUUCAUCGGGACGGUGUCGCGGGUUCACGACAUACCGCGGUUCGCGUCGCCGGCGGCGCUGCAGCGGGCGCUGCAGUCGCUGAAGAACCCGUCGGACCUGGACAGCGACACGAUCGCGCGGUAUCUGAAGGACCUGGCGGAGGAGCAGCAGGCGGAGCUGCGCAAGAGCCGGCAGGACGGCACGCUGGACGCGACGAAGCUGUCGUCCAUCAUCAAGCACCACCGUCGCGACAACCGCGAGAUCGGCAUGAUGGUCAGUCUGGACCACACGAUCUACUUCCACAACCCGCGCGCCUUCCGGGCGGACGAGUGGAUGCUGUCGGAGAUGGAGAGCCCGUGGGCGGGGGAGGGGAGGGGGUUGGUGAUGCAGAAGCUGUGGUCUAGGGAUGGUGUACUCAUCGCGACGUGUGUGCAGGAGGGCGUCGUCCGACUGAAGCAAGACGAGGACAGCAACAAUAACAAGCCAGCUCGCGAGACGAAGCUGUAG